Molecule: messenger RNA, 2600 nt
Organism: Marmota flaviventris (yellow-bellied marmot)
Lineage: Eukaryota; Metazoa; Chordata; Mammalia; Rodentia; Sciuridae
Source: RefSeq, a predicted model, not a curated record
AUGGGGCCUCAGGCCCUGCGAUGGCCUCCCCUGCUGCUGGCGCUGCUCACAGUGCUGCUUGGCCAUUCCCCGGGAGCCACAGCCCAGACUCAGGUCUGCUCUGUGGACAAGACCUUCCUCCAAGUGCAGGAGAACGCAAAUAUCACGGAAGCCCUGGUGAACAUCUCCGUCCCAGAAGGCCAGCAGGUGACCCUCGGAUCCUCGUCCACCCCGUCCGCAUUUCGGAUCCUAGGAAACCAGCUCUUUCUCAGCGUGAUUCCUGAUUAUGAGGAGAAUACGAUGCUAGAGGCACACCUGGAGUGCAAGAGGGGGGACACCGUGGUGACGCAGCUGAGGGUGUUUGUGGUGGUGCUGGAUAUCAACGACAACGCCCCAGAGUUCCCCUUCACCACCAAGGAGCAGGACGUGCAGGAGGACACCAAAGUGAACUCUACGGUCAUCCCUGAGGCAGAACUACAGGCCACGGACCGUGACAAGGACAGCACCUUGUUCUACACGCUACAGGAAGUGACCCCGGGCGCUGGCAGCUUCUUCUCCCUUUUGGGGGUGAACCGCCCUGCCCUGAGGCUGGACCGGGCCCUGGACUUCUACAAGUGGCAGAACAUGACCUUCCGGCUGCUGGUGCGGGACACGAGGGAGGAGCACCAGGAGCCCAGCCACACAGCCACGGCCACCCUGGUCCUGAAGGUGCUGCCGGCUGACCUGCGGCCACCCUGGUUCUUGCCCUGCUCCUACUCAGAUGGCUCCGUGUGCAUCCAGGCUCAGUACCAGGGGGCCAUCCCCACAGGACACACACUGCUGUCCCCCCUCAUCCUGCGUCCGGGGCCCAUCUAUGCGGUGGACGGAGACCGAGGCAUCAACGAGCGGGUCAUCUACAGCAUUAUAGGGGGAAACAAGGACAACACAUUUGCCAUCGACCCAGACUCUGGCAACCUCACCAUGACCAAGAGUGUCCCCAGCCCCACGACAUUCCUGCUACUGGUCAAGGGUGAACAGGCUGAUGGGGCCCGUUACUCGGUGACCCAGGUCACUGUGGAGGCCCGCCAGGCCAACGGGAGCCAGCCCCACUUCUCCCAGAGCCUGUACCGAGGCACCGUGGCCCCUGGCUCUGGGUCUGGUGUGGCUGUCCAGGAUGCCGCCUCCCCCUCUCAGCCUCUGAGGAUCUGGGCUCAGGACCCUGAGUUCCCGGACUUGAACUCGGCCAUUACCUAUCAAAUCACCAACUGCUCCGAGUUCCGGAUGGCUGGAGAGAUGGUGCUGACUGCCACGGCAAUAGAGCAAGCAGGGGUCUUCUACGCAGAGGUGGAGGCCAAGAACACUGUGACUGCGGGUGUAGCCACCACGGUGGUUGAGAUUCGUGUUUCAGAGCCAGAGCCCCCCUCCACAGAGCCCCCCACAUCCCCAGAGACUGGAAGAACAACUGGGCCCUGGAGCAGCACCACUUCGGAAGCCCCCAGGCCCCCUGGGACCUCUCAGGGACCCUCAACAACCAGCUCUGAGGGUGGCAGUGGCCCUCAUCCACCCCUAGGCACAACUCUGAGGCCACCUACCUCACCCACACCCGGGGGACCCCCCAGCCUGGGAGUGGGCACCUCAACCCGACCAGCCACGCCCGGUGGGGGCUCAGCACAGACCCAGAAGCCUGGGACCUCUGGGCCCACGGCUCCCGGUACAGGAGCAGGUACCUCCCCUCAACCAGCCACGCCCGGUGGGGGCUCAGCACAGACCUCAAAACCAACGACCACCCCCGAUGUGGGAGCAGGCCCUUCACGACCCGCCACGCCCGGUGGGGGCUCAGCACAGACCCAGAAGCCUGGGACCUCUCGGCCCACGGUCCCUGGGCCCAGCAGGAGCCCCCCACCCUCAGGUAGUCCCCACCCCACUUGUCCUAGCUCAGAACCUGGGUGGUCCAGGGUCGCCUCUAGGACAGAGUCCCAGCCAGGGGUCUGUCUGGGGACAGCAGAUGACCAGCACUUCUCCAUAGUGGACAUGGCAGUGCUGGGAGGGGUGCUGGGUGCACUGCUGUUGCUGGCCCUCCUGGGCCUGGCCAUCCUCAUUCACAAACACUAUGGUCACCAACUGAAUUGCUGCUCUGGCAAAGCUGCGGAGCCCCAGCCGCAGGGCUUUGACAAUCAGGCCUUUCUGGGGGACCAGGAGGCCAACUGGGCACCUGCCCCUAGCCCCGGUUCGGGGCCCAAGUCUGUGGAGGUGCCACCGGAGCCGCCCAGCCCCGGGUCCCCUGCCCCUGAGCCUCCCAGCACCGAGUCCCGAGACCCAGGUCCCCUCGCCAGUGCCCCUGAGUCCCCGGUGGCCGCCAGGGCUGUGGACAGCCCCUCAGCAGUGAGAUCCAUCCUGACCAAGGAGCGGCGCCCCGAGGGCGGCUACAAGGCCGUGUGGUUCGGCGAGGACAUUGGGGCUGAGGCCGACGUGGUGGUCCUUAACGCACCCACCGCGGACGCGGACGCGGAGGGCGCGGGCGACUCUGGCAGCGAGGACAGCGGCGGCGAAGAGGACGCUGGCCAGGGCUGGGGUCCCCGCGGCGCGCCCGCGCCCCCAGACGACUCCACCUACAUCUAGCUAGACCUCUCUGCUCGCCCGCA